Messenger RNA from Petromyzon marinus (sea lamprey), 2264 nucleotides. RefSeq names its product lipopolysaccharide-induced tumor necrosis factor-alpha factor homolog. NCBI's taxonomy places the organism in Eukaryota, Metazoa, Chordata, Hyperoartia, Petromyzontiformes, Petromyzontidae. Gene Ontology annotation, molecular function: zinc ion binding. The record is from RefSeq and is a predicted model, not a curated record.
AAGCCCUACAGAUAAAAUACAGUACUGUACAUAAAAAUUAAUUGGCCAAACAUCCCAAUCCAGAAAUAAAGUGUCUCGGUGAGACUUCCCUUGGUAGGGGUUUGACCACUUUCUGCUGUCCGCCUUGUAUGUUGAACUUCUUUCUUACCGUACGUAGCCAACCGUACUAAUCGGGAGGUGCAGUUUUUUUACAGUUUGGGUGCAAUUUGAAAGAAAGUUACGGCCACUCAAAUACCGUUCAACCAACGGUCAUUACCAGCUCCACCCACACACCACCACCACACCACUCUUAACUCUUCCACUGACACCCCCAUAGCUCUUGCACUGCCACCACCACUCAUAUCCCUACAGCCACCGCUAAGACCACAUAAACAUACCGCCAACACUACUAUUGCCACCACCACCACCGAUCUACCACUUAACCAAAUCCACCACCCAUAUAUCUACGAACACCACCAACACCACUACAGACCUCCACCCGCACCUGUACCGCCACAACGACCACCACCAGCCACGCGCAGCCUCAAAGCCAUCACCGAUUUCACCAAAACUACCGCCACACAUUCCGCGGUCACCAAUAGCUCCACUAAUACCACCACUACCAUUAACCCCAUCAUCACCGCCACCUAAACCACCACCACCAUCAAUACCUGCCCAUACAACCACAACCACCAACUACCGUUACCACCAAAACCAUCCUGCCACCCCCACCGCUGCCGAGGAUCUCCACCCUCGCCGUAGAGCAGCGUUGGACACCGCUCCCAAGAGGACUGCGGCCUCACACGACGGGGACGAGUGCGAUGAUCGAGAACCGACCUCAGUCGAUGCAGUUUGGUCUCAUUCCGGAUCACAACCGAGCAGGCGGCUGUCCGGCCUCAUAUCGCUCGGCCCAACCGCACGCGCACAUCCACGUGGCGCCCGCGGAGGAGCAGCCGGAGGGCCCCUCCGCCGCGGGGCCCGCGUCCACCACGUGCCCCGCCUGCCAGCACGAGGUGGUCACCGAGACCGUCAGCAGCCCGGGACUCCUGGCCUGGAUCUUGGUGGGCAUCAUGUGUCUGCUGGGGCUUUGGCUGUGCUGUUUAAUCCCCCUGUGCCUCACCCCCUGCCACGACAUCCACCACCACUGUCCCAGCUGCAAGGCGCGCAUCAGCACGAUCCGCAGGAUGUGAUGGGGACGGCACCAACCCCCCCCACCCCACCUCCUCCAAAGCGCCAUCCUCCUCCCGACGUCAUCAUCCUCGACGCGGGCAGCAGUUGUGACGCGCUCGUGACUCACAGCAGGAAGUGUGCUUCGGUUCGAUUCCUCACUCGGGUCGACUUUCUCUGUGCAGUUUGUGUGUUCUCUCUCUGUCUCGCUGUCCCUCCACCGUGUGGAUUUCCUCCGGGUUCAGAGUCAGAAUAGUUUUUUUUUUUAAUCCGGGAAGAAUCCGAUGAGUUAUGAAGCUCUUUUUCACGGUUCUCGGGUUUCCUCCGAAAAGCUAAAAAUAAAAUAAAAUGUACGGUGGAUGUAAUUUGUGUCGGUCAAGAAUCCAAUGUGUGGCAGGACUCUGCAAAAAAGCAAUCUUCGGGACUUUUCUGGGUAAAUAAAUUGCAAAUAUUGUCAAUAUCGUGGUCAAUGCCACGACCCACUGAUAGUGGCAAUGCAUGAACCACAAGUGCAGGGUAGAACACACUCGCUUAACAUCUAGAGGUGGGAUUCGGAUCACUGUUGUUAUUGUGUUAGAACAAUGAGCGUCUUCAUAUUUAUAUUUGCAAAGCUCACGUUCUGCUUACGUGACACAACCUUGCUAAUGGGCUGUGGUGGAUUCCCGACUCAUUUGUAAUGAACGCGAUCUAAACCGAGGAGAAAGAAGAAACCCCCCUUUAUUAUGAAAACGAAAAGCACCGUUGAAUUAAUAUUUAAUUGUAGUUUUUACUUCGUUACCUUAAUUCUGUCACACAACUGCGGUAUAAUAACGUUUAAAUCACAAUAUGAAUUGACGCUUAUAAAGUGCGUUUCACCCAGAGGUCGCAAGGCGCUGCAGACUGCUAAAAGCAAGUAAGUUAAUAAUUAAACUCACGCAAUUCUAAAACCUAAUAUAUCACGCAGCGGGCUCUUGAUUUAACCACGGAUACAAAUACCACCCCCGCCCCCACACUCCCAAAAGGCAUAACAAAUUUGAACAAGGAGAAAAUACCUUUAAGAAAAAAUAUACCUUCAGGCGGGAUUAAAAUAAACGUGACCAGGCAGACCUCUUCUUUGGUUCUUUCGGUAAAGUCACGUA